UGCAGGAUGAGGACGGGAGAGAUCAACACGAAACGUCGGGCUGUACAGGCCCUGCUGGCGAUUGCAGCGUUGGCCUGGAUCACGUUAUGUAGAGCUGAAGAGGGAUACAACUAUGAUAGACCACAGGUUUCAUUUAACUUGCCUUCAAGUGGAAGCUCGUCAGCAGGCUCUUCUUCAAGUUCCUCUGCAAGUUCUUCGUCUUCUGGAUCGAGUUCAGGACAAAGUGGUUACUCUUCUGGGGGAGGCCAAGGAGGAUACUCUACGGGCUCAGGUUCAACACAAGGAUAUCCUUCAGGAUCAGGAUCUGCACAGGGUGGCUAUUCUUCUGGCGGAGGCCAAGGAGGAUAUUCUACAGGAUCAGGUUCAACACAAGGAUAUCCUUCAGGAUCAGGAUCUGCACAAGGUGGUUAUUCUUCUGGUGGAGGCCAAGGAGGGUACUCUUCCGGUUCUGGUUCAGGACAAGGGGGUUACUCUUCUGGUGCAAGUUCCUCAUCUUCAGGUCAAGGAGGAUAUUCUUCAGGAUCAAGUUCAGGACAAAGGGGUUACUCUUCUGGUGGUGGUCAAGGAGGAUACCCUUCUGGAUCUCCUGCUGCACCAGCCCCUGCUGCACCAGCUCCUGCUUACCAGGGAGCAACUUCGGGUGGAGGAACUGGGUACGAGUAUCAAACAGCAGGAGGGUUUCAGCCACCACCACCACCACCCCCACCUCCACCACCUCCUCCGCCACCACCGCCACCACCACCACCUCCUCCGCCACCACCGCCACCUCCUCCACCACCACCUCAGCCACCUGUUAACACGUAUUUACCCCCUGCUCCACCACCACCUCCUCCACCGCCACCACCACCCCCUCCACCACCACCACCUCCACCACCACCGCCUCCUCCUCCUCCACCGCCACCACCACCUCCUCCGCCGCCACCACCUCCUCCUCCACCACCACCUCAGCCACCUGUUAACACGUAUUUACCUCCUGCUCCACCACCACCCCCUCCACCGCCACCCCCUCCACCGCCACCACCUCCUCCUCCACCACCACCUCAGCCACCCACUAACACGUACUUGCCUCCUGCUCCACCACCACCACCUCCUCCACCCCCACCUCCUCCGCCUCCUCCGCCUCCACCCCCUCCACCACCACCGCCACCGCCGCCGCCACCACCACCACCACCACCACCACGUCCUCCUCCAACACCCACUAACACGUACUUACCUCCUGCUCCACCACCACCACCCCCUCCUCCACCACCACCUCCUCCUCCACCGCCACCCCCUCCUCCUCCACCCCCAACCCCUCCUCCGCCCCCACCACCUCCUCCUCCGCCCCCACCACCUCCUCCUCCACCCCCACGUCCUUCUCCACCCCCUUCUAACACAUAUUUACCUCCUGCUCCCCCACCACCACCUCCUCCGCCACCACCCCCACCACCACCCCCGCCACCACCACCUCCUCCUCCACCUCCACCACCUCCCCCGCCAUCAUCUACCCCCCAACCUCUGCCACCCUCUUCUACUCCUGGUAGAGAGUAUUUGCCACCUUUUGCACCCCAAUCGCAGUCUGCUCCAGUUCAAAUUGAAAUCCCCAUACCGAAUACACAAUCAUUUUCUCAAUCCGGCUCAAGUUCCUUUUCUAAUUCCGCUGGUGGUUCCACAUCUGGGUUUGUUCCUACUCCUAGUGUUUUUGUUGAGAGACCGGGCACUGAAUACUUACCUCCGAAUAGAAGAAGUGUUCGCGAAAGAUCACUCAGGUUUGCGUCUGGUAAAAGAGACAUUACCUCCCAAGCAAUAAGGAAAGCUUUCAAAUGCUGGUCAAGUGGCGAUUGCAGAUGA
Molecule: messenger RNA, 1830 nt
Organism: Macrosteles quadrilineatus (aster leafhopper)
Lineage: Eukaryota; Metazoa; Arthropoda; Insecta; Hemiptera; Cicadellidae
Exons: 2
Coding region: 7-1830 (607 amino acids)
Biological process (GO): intermediate filament organization; keratinization
Cellular component (GO): keratin filament
Molecular function (GO): structural constituent of skin epidermis
Source: RefSeq, a predicted model, not a curated record